AUGCUGGCGGCGGAGGGGACCGGGAACGGGGAACCGUCGUGCCGGCAGUCCCCGCCGUGCCGCCGCCGCCGCGCGGUGCCGCGUGCCCGGCGCGGGAUGGAGCGCGGCGCGCCGCCCUUCCCCGGGGACGGGGCCCGAGCCCUGGCGGCGCCCCCCGAGCCGGGGCUCCUCCCGCAGGACCCCAAAGGCGGCGCCCACCCCGAGGAGGAGCCGGCGCCCGCGGGGCCCCAGCGCGGCGAGGAACCCUCGGAGCUCUUCUCCUCAUCCUCCUCAUCCUCCUCAUCCUCAUCAUCGUCAUCAUCAUCAUCCUCGCUGGCCCGGCACGAGCCCGACGUGGCCCUGGAAGCGCACGACGAGGCCGAUGAGCCCGACCCCGCUCUCUCCGGAGCCGUCCCGGCCGCCGCUCACCGGACACAGCUCGGCCCGGUUCCCGAGGAGCAGCCGCCGUUCCCGCGGGCUCUGUUCCGCCCGCUGCCCGCGGCCGCGUCCUGGGGCGCGCGCCCGGCCCACGGCACCGACCAAAGCACUUUAGAGCCGCGGCCCGGCCCCGGCCGCUCGCCGGGCAGCGCCGGCCACCGGCCCGAGACUCCGGACUGGGCCGAGCCUCCGGACGGUCACCGGCCAGAGCCGCCGGACUGGGCCGAGCCUCCGGACGGUCACUGGGCCGAGCCACCGGCCGGUCACCGGGCCGAACCACCGGACGAUGACCACUGGGCCGAGCCUCCGGACGAUGACCACUGGGCCGAGCCACCGGAUGGCCACCGGGUUGGGCGACCGGACGAUGGCCACUGGGCCGAGCCACCGGAUGGCCACCGGGUUGGGCAACCGGACUGGGACGAGCCCCCGGACGGCCGCCGGACCGAGGCGGCGCCGUCCCCGGAGGAGAAGCCCCCCCAGAAGGAACCAAAGCACCCGGAAGGGCUCGGCGGCGUCCGGCGCCUGGAGUGGAUCUCCAGGAGCCCCAGCCCGUCCUUCCAGGACCCCGGCUCGGCCUCGGGCCGCCGAUCGGCGCCGGCGUCGCGCAGAGCCAAAGCCAAACCCUCGGAGAGCGGCCGGAGGAGAUCGGAGCCGGAGCCCGCGGCCGAGUGGACGCCGCCGCCGCCCCGGCCGGACGCGGCGGUGGCCAAGCAGUCGUGGACGGUGAACGCCGAGGACGCGGUGGAGCGGCUGCCGGCGCCGGAGGCGGCCGAGGCGCGGCCGUUGGUGUGCGGGGUGCUGCUGGAGGAGCCCCCCAAGGAGGAGGAGGCCGAGGCGGAGGGGAGCGCGCCGAGCGUGUUCACCUGCAUCGAGUGCAGCAUCUACUUCCGCCGCAAGGAGCACCUGCUGGAGCACAUGCUGCAGCACAGCCGCAGCGGCGCCGACGCCGCGCCCGCCCGCCGCCUCCGCUGCGGCGAGUGCGGCUGGGCCUUCGCCGAGGCCGCGGCGCUGGAGCGGCACCGCCGGCGCCACCAGGAGUCCCGCGAGAGGAUCAUCGAGGAGAUCCGGAAGCUGAACGAUGAGUUCCCGGACGAGGGGCGCGAGGCGCGGCUGCAGUGCCCCAAGUGCGUCUUCGGCACCAACUCGUCCAAGAUCUUCGUGCAGCACGCCAAGAUGCACGUCAAGGAGAGGAAGGAGAGCGCCUCCAGGAGCUCCGGCGUCUUCGGGGACGGUCUCUACAAACCCUUCCCCAGCGAGGAGCCGCCCUCGGCGGCGGCGGCGGCGCCGGCAUCCGGCAAAGCGCCGAACGCCUGCGCGCUCUGCGGCUUCCCGGCGCCCACCGAGCACAUCCUCAAGGAGCACCUGAGGUACGCCCACUCGCGCUUGUCCUGGCAGCACCAGAGCUUCGAGGAGGACCCCGAGCGGCCCGGGACCUCCCGCGGCUCCUACAGCCCCACCCGGCCCGGCCGCUUCGCCGACGCCGCCGAGGGCUUCGGCAAAACCGACAGGGGAUUCCUGCUGCCGGGAGGUUCUUCCGUCUACGAGCCCGCGCCGGCCGCCUUCGGUCACACCAGGUCGGACAAGAGCGACCAAGGAGGCGCCAAGAAGGAGCCGCGCGGGUUCCACCACGCCAGGAAGGCGGCGCCGCUCUCGCACCAAAGCUCGGCCUGGGCCGGGUUCUCCCCGUCCCGGAGCUUCUCGCGCUCGGCGCUGCAGCAGCUGCGGAAGAGAGCGGCCACCCAGCAGCUGCAGGGCGGGGACAACCGCCGCGGGCACCGGGAGGACACGGAGCUGGGGGACAGCAGGACCACCACCACCACCACCACCACCAUCACCGUCCCUCGGGCCGCGCUGGAGCUCAAGAGAACCUUCAGCGCCACCCUGAGGGCCACGGACCCCGCGGUGGCUUCGGAGGAGCAGCGGCGGCAGCUGAGGAUGACGGUGCCCGUGGUGCUCCUGGAGGAGAUGAGCGCCCACCCCAGGGCGGCCAAGAGGCCGCGGGGGAAGCCCCUCAAGAAGAAGCUUCUCCCACCACCAGCACCACCAGCAGCAGCACCAACACGUGGUGGAGAGUUCCUGCUGGAGGAACCUCUGCCCUUGGACGUUCUGCUGCUGGACGCCCCUCUGGAGGGUCCCCUGGAGCUGGAGGAGCUGCUGGGCUCGGAGGCCACCAUGCUGAAGAACGAGGAGAGGAAAUGUCCCUACUGCCCCGACCGCUUCCACAACGGCAUCGGCCUGGCCAACCACGUGCGCGGCCACCUCAACCGCGUCGGCGUCAGCUACAACGUGCGCCACUUCAUCUCCGCCGAGGAGGUCAAGGCCAUCGAGCAGAAGUUCUCCUUCCAGAAGAAGAAGAAGAAAGUGGCCAACUUUGACCCGGGCACGUUCAGCCUGAUGCGCUGCGAGUUCUGCGGCGCCGGCUUCGACACCAGGGCGGGGCUGUCGAGCCACGCCCGCGCCCACCUGCGCGACUUCGGCAUCACCAACUGGGAGCUGACGGUGUCGCCCAUCCACAUCCUCAAGGAGCUGCUGGCCACGGCGCCCGAGCACCCGGCGCUGCUGCGCGCCUUGGGGCCCUCGCCGGGACGGGACCUCCACCACGAUCUCCAGCGGGACCUCCACCACCACGGUGACCUCCACCAGGAUCUCCAGCGGGACCUCCACCAUGGUGAUCUUCACCACGAUCUCCAACGAGAUCUCCACCAUGGUGAUCUUCACCACGAUCUCCAACGAGAUCUCCAUCAUCGCGGUGAUCUUCACCAUGAUCUCCAACGAGAUCUCCACCAUGGUGACCUCCACCAGGAUCUCCAGCGAGAUCUCCACCAUCACGGUGACCUCCAUCACGAUCUCCAACGAGAUCUCCACCAUGGUGAUCUCCACCACGAUCUCCACCAAGAUCUCCACCACGGUGUCCACCACGAUCUCCAGCAUGAUCUUCACCGUGAUUUCCACCAAGAUCUCCACCGGGAUCUCCACCGGGAUCUGCCGGAAUCGGCGCCGUUGCCGCUGCCCUGGGGGGACGAGGCCCUGCAGCCCUACAGGGAUGUUCUGGCUCCCGACGAGGACGAGUUGGUGGCCAUGGAGGUGUCGUCCCCUCCCGCCAUGGGCAAGAAAAUGCCCGGGGCCGGCGCUGGAGCCGCCCCCGCCCCGCCUGGGGCCCAAGCUGAGCCCGGAGCCCCCCGGCAGCAAGGCCGACGCCCCAGGACAACAAAGCCUGACGACGUGCGAGGCGUGCGGCGCCCGUUCCGAUCCAUAACCGGGACUGUGGUGGACCUCCAGCCUGACCACGUGCGAGGCGUGCGGCGCCUGCUCCUAUCCCCCUCCAGCCUGACCACGUGCGAGGUGUGCGGCGCCUGCUCCGAUCCCAUAACCGGGACUGUCCUCCAGCCUGACGACGUGCGAGCCUCCAGCCUGACCACGUGCGAGGCGUGCGGCGCCUGCUCCUAUCCCCCCCAGCCUGACCACGUGCGAGCCUCCAGCCUGACCACGUGCGAGGUGUGCGGCGCCCUGCUCCGAUCCCAUAACCGGGACUCCUCCAGCCUGACCCACGUGCGAGCCUCCAGCCUGACGAGCGCCUGCUCGGAUUCUGCGCUAGGGCUGUGUGCCCCCACCCUGACCACAUCCUCCAGCCUGACCAUGUGCGAGGCGUGCGGCACCUGCUCGGAUUCUGCGCUAGGGCUGUGUGCCUCCAGCCUGACCACGUGCGAGGCGUGCGGCGCCCUGCUCCUAUCCCAUAACCGGGACUCCUCCAGCCUGACCACGUGCGAGGCGUGCGGCACCUGCUCGGAUUCUGCGCUAGGGCUGUGUGCCUCCAGCCUGACCACGUGCGAGGCGUGCGGCGCCUGCUCCUAUCCCGUAACUUUGUCUGUCCUCCAGCCUGACCACCUGUCAGCCCCCAGCCUGACCACGUGCGAGGCGUGCGGCGCCUGCCCUGAUCCCGAACUGGGGCUCGCCUCCAGCCUGACCACCCAUGAGGUGUGCGGCGCCUGCUCUGAUCCCGAACUGGGGCUGGCCUCCAGCCUGACGACGUGCGAGGCGUGCGGCGCCUGCUCUGAUCCCGAACUGGGGCUGACCUCCAGCCUGACCACGUGCGAGGCGUGCGGCGCCUGCUUCGAGACGCAGGGCCUCUCGAGCCACGCCCGCUCCCACCUGCGCCAGCUGGGCGUGGCCGAGUCCGAGAGCUCGGGCGCGCCCAUCGAUCUCCUCUACGAGCUCGUGCGCCACAAGCCCAAGGCCGAGGGCCCCGCGCUGGCCAAGAAAUCGGCGGGCGGCUCCCCCAAGGACCGGGGGGCGCCGCGGCCGCCGCUGCUGCUGCUGCCCAAGCCCGAGGGCUCCCUCAGCAAGGCCAUCAAAUCCCCGCCGGGCUUCGCCAAGGCCCUGGGCCGGCCGGGCUCGCCCGGGCUCCGGAAGGUUCCGGCGCCGCUGCCGGGCUCGCCCAAGGGCGGCGAGGAGAAGGGGGCGAAGCUGGCGCUGAGCCCGCUGCCCGCCGAGGCCAAGUGGGCGCCCGACGACGACGGGCCCCUCAACCUUACCUCGGGCUCGGAGCCGUGCCGCGACAUCCGCUGCGAGUUCUGCGGCGAGUUCUUCGAGAACCGCAAGGGCCUGUCCAGCCACGCGCGCUCGCACCUGCGCCAGAUGGGCGUCACCGAGUGGUACGUGAACGGCUCGCCCAUCGACACGCUGCGGGAAAUCCUCACCCGCCGCCGCCCCGGCCACAAGGCCUUGCCCAAGAGCCUGCUGGGCGGGCUGGCCCCGCUGGAGCCGCCCCGGGCGCCCCCCGAGCUGCACCUGCCCCCGGGGCUGGGCAAGAAGCUCCCGGCGCCGCUGAGUCCCUCCGGCGCCGCCUCCUCGCCGCCGCCGCCGCCGCCCACGGCCAGGAAAAUGUUCCCGGGGCUCUCGGCGCCCUCGCUGCAGAAGAAACUGAAGCAGGACCAGCUCAGGGUGGAGAUCAAGCGGGAGCUGAUGGCUGGGGCAGCAGCAGCAGCGCCGGCGCCGCCGGACCCGGCCUGGGCGGCGCACGAGGAGAUGGCGCCGCUCAACCUCUCCUCCAGGGCGGACCCGGUGCGCGACAUCCGCUGCGAGUUCUGCGGCGAGUUCUUCGAGAACCGCAAGGGCCUGUCCAGCCACGCGCGCUCGCACCUGCGCCAGAUGGGCGUCACCGAGUGGUCGGUGAACGGCUCCCCCAUCGACACGCUGCGGGAAAUCCUCAGGAAGAAAUCAAGCCCUGCCUCAUCAAGAAGGAGCCGCCGCUGGCGCCGGGCUGGAGCCGGGCCCGGGCUGUGCGAGGAGGAGCCCAAGGCGCCCUCGGGGCCGGGCAAGGCGCUGCCGCCGGGGCUGGCCCUGGGCAAGGCGGGCUCGGGGCUGGCGCUGGCACCGCUGGGCUCCAAGGGCGGCCCCGGAGCCUUCCUGGCUGCCAAGAGACCCCUGGGCGACACGGACAGGCUGGGCGGGCACGGCGAGGCCAAGCACAAAGGCUUCGAGCUGGGCUUCAAGGCCAAGGCGCUGCACGACAAGGCCUGUGAAAGCUGCUGCGAGCUGUGCGGGCUGUACUUUGACAGGAAGGCGCUGGCCAGCCACGCCCGGGCGCACCUGCGGCAGUUCGGCGUCACCGAGUGGUGCGUGAACGGCUCGCCCAUCGAGACGCUGCGCGAGUGGAUCCGGCACCGCCCGCACAAGGCCGGCGCCUACCGCAGCUACAUCCAGGGCGGGCGCCCCUUCUCCAAGAAGUUCCGCAGCUCGGCGCACCCGCGGGAGCCGCGCGGGGCCUGGCCGUGCCCUUCCUGCCCAAGGGCGGGCUGGCGGCCGAGGCGGCGCUGGGGGAGUGCGGCAAGGGCCCCGAGGGAGCGGAGCGGGGCGCUGGGCACGCCGUCUGGGCGUGGUGAAGGUGGAGGAGCAGAGGGAGGGGCAACUUCACCAGUGAGUGUGGUGAAGGUGGAGGAGCAGAGGGGCAACUUCAGCAAGUUCGAGCGGCGCCAGGCGCGGCCCCUGGAGCCGCCGCUGCCGCGCGAGGCCGAGCCCGGCGCCGAGUUCCCGCGGAAGCUCCCGGAGCCGCGGCCGCCGCCGCGCGUGCGCCCGGUGCCCGCCCUGGUGCCGCGCCCGCCCCAGACCUCGCUCGUCAAGUUCGUGGGCAACAUCUACACCCUCAAGUGCAGGUUCUGCGAGGUGCAGUUCCAGGGCCCGCUGGCGGUGCAGGAGCAGUGGCUGCGGCACCUGCAGCGCCACAUCCUCGACAUGAAUUUCUCCACGGAGCCGCCGCCCGGCGAGGCCCCCCCGGAGCCCCCGGCCCUGCCUGAGAUGGCCCCGUAG
Messenger RNA from Melospiza melodia melodia, 6723 nucleotides. It is a transcript of the gene WIZ, whose product is annotated as WIZ zinc finger. Gene Ontology annotation, cellular component: nucleus. Gene Ontology annotation, molecular function: RNA polymerase II cis-regulatory region sequence-specific DNA binding; DNA-binding transcription factor activity, RNA polymerase II-specific. Gene Ontology annotation, biological process: regulation of transcription by RNA polymerase II. The record is from RefSeq and is a predicted model, not a curated record. Lineage: Eukaryota; Metazoa; Chordata; Aves; Passeriformes; Passerellidae.